Molecule: messenger RNA, 1624 nt
Organism: Orbicella faveolata
Lineage: Eukaryota; Metazoa; Cnidaria; Anthozoa; Scleractinia; Merulinidae
Product: progestin and adipoQ receptor family member 4-like
Cellular component (GO): membrane
Molecular function (GO): signaling receptor activity
Source: RefSeq, a predicted model, not a curated record
GCCUUGUAACGAGAAGAUCUAUGUAACGCAUUACAGUUUGUCACGUUUUGAUGUUGUGAGACGGAGACGGUCAAGCUGCCGGUAUAAAGGUUCAAAAUCCACCGUAAAUAUGGAGAAAAACGGAUGUAUAAAUCAUGCCAGCGGCAAUCAUUUCAUCGAGAGGAAACCGGCCAAGGAUCCCCGACUAUUUCGACUGGAAUUCUGCCCUCCAUGGUUGCAAUUCAACAAAUAUAUUCUGGGAGGAUAUCGCUGCCAUUUGUCCACAAGUCAAUGUGUGGAGAGCUUGUUCUACAUUCACAAUGAAACAUUUAAUAUUUAUUCUCAUGGUAUUCCUUGUGUAUUGCUAUUGGUUCUUAUCCCAAUGACGGCAAGUCAAGCUUGUCUAGAAAGUCCAGUUUGGUUUUUGCUACAUUACUUUGCAUGCUUCGCUCCAUUUUUUGCAAGUCCGAUUUAUCAUUUAUUUAUGUGUCAUCAAAAUGGCCAAGAUGCUUAUCACAAACUGCUCACCUUUGAUGUCUGUGGAGUCUGGGCGAUUAAUGCUUUUGGUGGCCUUUGUGGAAUCAGAGCAACAUUUCAUUGCCUUCCAUUUUUGGGUUCCUUAUCUGUAGCAUUCUACAUAAUGGUUUCCUUGUUAUCUGUAUAUUUCAUUCUGGUAGCAAGUAGUCCCAAAGAAAGAUUCAAGCCGUUAAUGCUGUUUGGACUAAUGAGAUACUUCUUUGUCGCAGUCCGUAUCUUGCUGUAUACCUUUGAUAUUUCUAAAUGCAGUAUCAGUGCUUUGCCAUAUUACCUCUCUAUGGAUUUCUUGGCUUUUAUCGGUGGAGCGCUGAAUGUUGCUAGGAUACCAGAAAGGUGGUUUCCUGGAAAAUUUGACAUCAUUGGUAACAGUCACCAGAUUAUGCAUGUGAUAACCGUGCUGAGCGCUGUUUGCUUGCAUAUUGGAUCUGUAAAAGAUUUCAACUGGAUGCAAGGAGCCAUUUGUGAAGACAUGUAGCUUGAAAUUGUGAAAGUCUGUCACAUAUGCAAUGCAGCCACGUUCUAGAAUUAACAAACCUCGGUCUAUUGUCUAAAUUAAUGUUUGGUAAGGAACUCACAUGGGUUCAGUUCAGACAAAAUCCAUAUUAUUAUUGUACUUUGGAGGGUGUAGACAACAAGUUUUACUUUGAGAACAAAUUACAAUUGCAACAAGUUCACAAUCAUGAAGUAUUUAAAAACUGUGAUUAAAUUCCUCCAACAUUUCACUGAUUAAAUUGACCUGCUUGAGCACAAAAUCUGCUGGUUUCUUUUAGGUAGUAUUUUCCUCAGACCUACCAUAAAAGGCUCUCUUUGUAAUGAGUUUUAGAAGCCAUUUAGUCAAAACACAAAAACAUUCGUCAGAGAACAUCCUUCCUAAACAUUUCUAGGAAAACUAUAAUUUCAUAUUUGUAAAAACUAGCAAACACUAAAGCUGUAUUAAGUUUUAAGGGCAAGCCUGUCCAUAGGGUCCCAUGACAAAAUGGGCAAAUAAGCAUGUGUUUUAUGAUUGUUUCUACUUGCGCUUGCUUUGCUCUUAUUAACUGCACUUGGAUAAUGGAGGACAGGACAAUGGAUUAAUCUGACUUGUGAAUAUUUAAGAAUGAAGGGAAUG